Enterobius vermicularis (human pinworm) is the source of this 384-nucleotide messenger RNA. Lineage: Eukaryota; Metazoa; Nematoda; Chromadorea; Rhabditida; Oxyuridae. The record is from the annotation of a GenBank genome assembly.
AUGCGUGUCAUAAGUAAUACUCAGAGCUCCACUUUAAGAUCUCUCGGCUUAAUCAACUGUUUUUACCUGGGGGAUACCGCUCUUGAGACUAUCAUAGAAAAUGUUCGCAUAAGAACUUUGAAUAUCCGAUCUAGUCGCAGAAUUACAACUGCUGCUAUUCAACGUUUGAUUGACGCUCAUCGAUGCUCAAAAAUAAAGGAACCAUUGAAACUUUACUUAUUUAGAUCGUCUGUCGAUAUUCCAUCUCUCAAAUAUGAGCCAGGUCGAGUACUUUUUUUCGAUGAAAAGCGUUGGAGAAAACGCUUGCACACUGGAGAAUUUUUGCACGAGACUGCUGUUCGUCCGGAUUGGGAAUACAGCUCUGACGAAGACGAUUUUGUUUGA